CAAACAUUAUUAAAAGAGGAGGACUUGUAAAUUGCAAAAAGCAGCUUGCACAUGCAAGUAUGUAUGUGGGUUUGUCCUUUACUUAACCUCUUGUCUCCUAUAAAAACCACCUAAAUGUUUCCAUGUUUAUGUAUCCCAAAGCUCGAGAGAAAACAGAAGAAAAUAUUAAACAGAAAACACCAGAAAUCAAAGUAGAAAGAGAUGAUGAAGUUCAAGUCUAAGAGAUUUGGGAUUAGAUUUGGUUUUGGUAAAAGAACCAACAACAAAGGCACACAACAAGAUCAACAGCAAAAGGGAUUGGGUAAUAGCAACAACAAUAUUAGCUGCUGCAAUAAUGAAAUCAAAUGGGAACUUAGACCAGGAGGUAUGCUUGUUCAAAAAAGACAAGAGAGCAUUGGUGAUGACUUGAUCUCCAUUAGAGUCUCUACUUUUGCUAAUUUUCAUGAUCUAUCCAUUGAAGCAACCUCCACUUUUGGAGAACUUAAGAUGGUACUAUCACUGCUUACCGGUUUAGAGCCAAAACAACAAAGGCUAUUAUUCAAAGGGAAAGAAAGAGAGGAUGAUGAAUAUCUACACAUGGUUGGUGUUGGAGAAAAAGACAAGGUGUUGUUGUUAGAAGAUCCUGCCUUCAAAGAGAAAAAGCUUCUUGAUCGUAACAACAUUUCCGCUUCUUGUCUCACUAUAAUCGUAUAAACAACUAAACAAAUUUGUCAAAUUAGUUGUUUGUUAAGUACUUCUAAGUAAAAUAUAAAAGCAGCCAAGAAUAGUUACUAGAUAGGAUUGUCAUACAUAAUGCACUAUACUAAUCAUAUAAAUUUCUAUAUUGAAUUUGUAAAAUUAAUGUUUACAUGUAAUAUAUUUUAAGGUUUUCAGAAAGUUUCAUA
Messenger RNA from Brassica napus (rape), 884 nucleotides. RefSeq names its product BAG family molecular chaperone regulator 2-like. The transcript is spliced from 3 exons. Lineage: Eukaryota; Viridiplantae; Streptophyta; Magnoliopsida; Brassicales; Brassicaceae. The record is from RefSeq and is a predicted model, not a curated record. Bases 202 to 693 code for a protein of 163 amino acids. Gene Ontology annotation, molecular function: protein binding.